Messenger RNA from Talaromyces atroroseus, 870 nucleotides. RefSeq lists its product as hypothetical. The transcript has a single exon. The record is from RefSeq and is a predicted model, not a curated record. NCBI's taxonomy places the organism in Eukaryota, Fungi, Ascomycota, Eurotiomycetes, Eurotiales, Trichocomaceae. Bases 1 to 870 code for a protein of 289 amino acids. Gene Ontology annotation, biological process: transcription initiation at RNA polymerase II promoter. Gene Ontology annotation, cellular component: transcription factor TFIIE complex.
AUGUCUUACCUGCAGCAGCAGAUUAACAUUUUCAAUUCAAGUGUCGUUUCAUCGGCUGGGCGUUUACCGCAACAAAAGCGCAUUAUCGGCAAUAGUCAACCCAUUUCGUCAACAUCCUCACAACCUACGUCCGCAACAGGUACCCCAGGACCGGCGCGCCGUCAUGACGCCAAUAUUGUGUAUUCGCAGCCUGCCGAUACCGGUACGGGAAAGGAUAUAAUGACCAACGUGCUUUACGCCAUCCAAAAAAUGAAAGAAAAAAAUGCACCGCUCACUUUCGAGGAUAUUGUCGGAUACUUAUCAUUGCAAGAACGGCGGCAUGAUCAAGGCUAUGUUCACGCUCUACGAAGCAUCCUUCAAGUUCAUGAUAAAGUAAAUUACGAUCCAUCAGGUGCCGAUGGAAAAGGAACAUUUAGUUUCCGACCGCCACACAAUAUUCGCUCGGAGGAACAAUUGUUGCAAAAGCUUCAGUCGCAGACGACCAUGACAGGUAUUCUGGUUAAAGAUUUGAAAGAGGGUUGGCCAGGCGUUGAACAGACCAUUGAUAAACUCGAGCAAGAGGGAAAGCUUUUGGUAACGAGAAAUAAAAAGGACAAUCAUCCGAAAAUGGUGUGGGCCAACGAUCCAUCCCUCGUGCAUCAAUUUGACGAUGAAUUUCGACAGAUUUGGGAAAAGACCAAGAUACCUGAUCAACAACAUGUUAUUGAGGAGCUUGAAAAGGCCGGCAUGAUUCCAACGAACAAGAAUAAAGUGGUAAAACCACGCCCGAAGGUUGAACAAAAGAAGACUAAAAAACCACGUCGGACCGGCAAAACCACCAACACCCACAUGAUGGGUAUUUUACGAGACUAUUCGCAUCUGAAACGCUAG